Pantherophis guttatus is the source of this 1161-nucleotide messenger RNA. RefSeq names its product chromosome 10 C8orf90 homolog (gene C10H8orf90). Lineage: Eukaryota; Metazoa; Chordata; Lepidosauria; Squamata; Colubridae. The record is from RefSeq and is a predicted model, not a curated record.
UUUCAUAUCAACUUCCCAGGUGUGACCAUGGCUUCUUUAGGGACAGAGACUUUGGAUAGUCCAUCCUAUCCUCCAGGCGAUGGAGGGAUUUCAGGUCCCCUGGCUUCCCUGCAACAGGGAAAGCCCCUUCCCACGACAGGGAGCGGAUCCAAGUCUGGAGGAGAACUAGGAAGCAGCUCACAAGACUUCCUGCUUCCCCCAACGGUGAGCUCCCUCCAGCCGCCACCCGUCUUCAACCCGACAGCUUCGCCCAGCACUCCAACCGGAGUCAUCUACAGCUUGUCCGGUUGUCCAGCUGGCCCCACACUCUCCAGGCUCUUUCAGACCCUUCCGGGUUCCUUUCCGGAUAUCUAUGACGGAGACAUGAAAAAAUGGGAAGAGCAUUUCCACAGCAUCCAAAGGGCCUACAAGGAAUUUGGGAAAGAAGACGAUUUUGCCAUCCGGGUACUGACCGAAGAUUUUACGCUCCCUUUCCCUUUCGCCUGGCCAGGUGAGAAUGAAGGGUCCCGCCAGUUGGCCUACGACCCUGCCGAUUGUUCCGGCUUUGAUUUCUUCUUACACCCGGGACAGCCCAUUCCUCGUCUUCUCCAACCACUGCAUGCCACCACCCAGGCUUUCUUCAAGAAGAGACGGUUGGAGCAGCUGGCGCUCAGCUACGCCAGCAAAGCCUCCCUCCCUGGUGCGGCAGGGCUACCGACCCCGCAAGAAACCAGCUCCCCGUUGCGGCCAGAUAUCAUGGUGAUCACCAGUGUGCCAUGCAUGGCCGCGCCCGCCGAGCCAUCUUUUCUCCUGCAGGACAACAAACCUGCCCCCAUCGGUCUCCCCAAUUCAACUUCCAUGCAGCCAAUCAGCCUUCAGUUUAUGAACCCUACACAGCACGGAGCAUUUUAGCAUCCCAACGUUCAUACUUAAAAAGUGGAUUUUUGUUUUAAAUUUUAUACAACAGGGAAUGAUAGGGUUUGAGAAAUAUCCUCCAUAAUUGUUGGGGUACCAAGUUCAACUCUGGGUUUUUGGGGUUUUUUGAAAGCUAAAAGCUUACGAGUUUAAUAUCAAUCCGCCAUUGUACUUACCAAAUGUUUCUGCAAAGGGAACAAACCUUAAACUUGCAAUCUAUAUCCCAGUUAUUUGGAAUAAUAAUUAAAAAAAAAAGACUGCCUUCUA